Messenger RNA from Diaporthe amygdali, 888 nucleotides. RefSeq lists its product as uncharacterized. The transcript has a single exon. The coding region runs from base 1 to 888 and encodes 295 amino acids. The record is from RefSeq and is a predicted model, not a curated record. Lineage: Eukaryota; Fungi; Ascomycota; Sordariomycetes; Diaporthales; Diaporthaceae.
AUGGCAAGCCAUAGCCGGACGAGGCGGAGGCAGCCCUCACGGUUGUGGGCCUUGGCAGCUCUGCUCUCAACAGCAUCGGCAGUCUCCCUGAACGACCUCCAACCUAUCGCAAAUGGAGUUCUACCGACAAUGUGCAAUAUGGCGUACAACACACCAUUCGCGGGGUGUACUACAGCGGACUUCGCAUCAGGAACACGAUGCUCGCAGACAUGCAGGGAUGGCAUCAAGACGGUCGAACAAGUGGUCGACAUGGUGUGCGACGACGUUACUGCAACUAGAGACACAGUGCUUGACUUCGCACAACGUGGAGUUCUGCUGCUGCACACGUGCGACGGGAAUGGGAACGACAUCACGCUGGCUUUGACGACCAGCACGCCUCCGACGACCAGCAUACAGGUUCCGCCGACAAGCACACUGGCUCCGCCGACCAGCAUAUCUGUGGCACCGACAAUCUCAACAAUUCCUAUAGUUUUCACACCGCCGGCUCUGAGUUCAACUUCAAGGAGCAUAGGCUCAUUCACGAUAAUACCGACACCUGAGCCGCCACCGGUCUCCAGCACUCUGGUCGUUCCGCCGAUCCAAUCAACCACAACGGCUGCGGCCAGUUUGACCAUAAUCCCGCCGUUACCGACACUGAGUUCGACGACUCAACUAUUGACGUCGACAAGUGAGGCUCGGACGAGUUCACAAGUAGUGACAUCGUCAUUCAGCACGUUCACACAAACCACCACGACUGCGUCUGCGGCGCCGUCAUCCCAGGGCGAUGGACAGGGUCGGGGAGGUGGCAGUCCGUUUGACUCCCAGGUCUCGCUUUCGUCCAAGCUUUGUACGAAUUGGCCGCUUUGCCUCACCGUUGGUGCCAUGGUUCUCGGCGUAAUGUUCCGGUAG